CAUUGAGUGAUACGAGAUAGCUAAGGGGGUUCACUUGAAAACACUGCUCUUUAGCUAGAGAGAGAGGGAUCGAGAAGUCUUUAGGUUUCUGUCGAAGAGAGUAGCAGAAAUGGCCUUUCACCAGUCAUUGGCUUUUGCAUUUGGCCUUCUAGGCAACAUCAUCUCAUUUAUGGUCUACCUUGCUCCACUGCCAACAUUCUAUCAGAUAUAUAAGAGGAAAUCCACAGAAGGUUUUCAAUCAGUUCCUUAUGUGAUUGCACUCUUCAGUUCAAUGCUGUGGAUCUACUAUGCGAUGCUUAAGAAAGAUGCAAAUCUUCUUAUCACCAUAAACUCAGUUGGCUGCUUAAUUGAGUCCAUCUACAUUAUCUUGUUCUUAUUCUAUGCAACCAGGAUGGCAAGGAUCACGACUGUGAAGCUUUUUCUCCUGCUAAAUGUUUUUGGUUUCGGCCUCAUGCUUCUCCUCACUCUCUACCUAGCAAAAGGCACAAAACGUAUCCAGAUUCUUGGAUGGAUUUGCUUGGUUUUUAACCUUAGUGUGUUUGCUGCACCUCUUUGUAUCUUGAGACAAGUCAUAAGAACAAAAAGUGUCGAGUACAUGCCAUUUCCUUUGUCUUUCUUCCUCACCUUAGGCGCAGUGAUGUGGUUCUUUUAUGGACUUUUUCUCAAGGACUAUUAUAUUGCUCUUCCAAAUACAGUGGGGUUUCUCUUUGGCAUUGUUCAGAUGCUGCUCUACAUAUUUUACAAGAGGGCCAGUUCGGUUCUGGUCCUGGAGGAGCCAAAGCUACAUGUACCUGAGCACAUCAUUGAUGCAGUUAAGCUUACCACACUUGUGUGUCCGGAGCUGAAUUCUGUGGUUUCUCUCUCAAAUGGGAAUGUAAAUCAAAUAAUUGAGAAGGAAAAGGCACAAGAAUCCAAGACAGACAUGGAUGGAUGAUAUUGAUGAGUACUACGUACUCCACCAAACCUUAAUUAACCAUUCAAGAGGACGUGGUAGUUUUUAAUUUGUUUGUGUUUAUGUGAAGUUUGGUUUAAAUUUGCUUGUUACUGUAGUACUUAAGAGCCAAGGCUAGGGGUUAAGUAGUCAUUUAGUGUGUCUGAUCUCUUAGUAUGUCCCUCCCUCCUCAAGAUCCUAGUGCAGAGCACUUUUAAGUCUUCACUCAAAGCAUGCAAGGGGUCUCUCUCUAGCUAUCUCUCUGUAAUUUAAGUGUCCCCAUCAUAUUAUUGCAAGAAAAAAAA
Messenger RNA from Corylus avellana, 1236 nucleotides. The record is from RefSeq and is a predicted model, not a curated record. NCBI's taxonomy places the organism in Eukaryota, Viridiplantae, Streptophyta, Magnoliopsida, Fagales, Betulaceae.